AUGGAAUGGGAAACAGCCAUUGGAUCAACAUCAGAUCCUCCAACGUUUGCACAAUUAACGACGUUUUUCACCUCAAGACUGCGAGCCCUGGAAACUGUGGAAGGAGCAUCCAGUUCAUCAGCAUCGACUACGAACAUAAUCGAAGCUCCGAAGCAAGGGAAGCGGACGUCCGUCAACUCCACGCGUCGUGUCAAGGCGCACGCGACGCACACCGCUGGAGAAGGAGCUCGAAAGUGCCUUAUUUGCCAAAAGGACUACUUUAUUCUCUUUUGCCCGACCUUCAAAAGGAUGAAUCCGCGGGAUAGAAAGCAACUGGUAACAGAAAAGCGAUUGUGUUAUAAUUGCUUGGCACCACACUCUUCACAAGCUUGUAAAUCAACUAAAGGUUGCCAAGUUUGCGUUGGUAAGCAUCAUACCUCCCUUCAUUCUACUUUUGAACAAUCUUCUGCUGCUCGCUCUUCUCUUUCCAAACAGGUGCCAGACUCGAGUCGCGAGACGAUCGACGAUCCGCAACAGGAGCCAUCCGCUUCAGUUUCUGAAAAGGUUACACAUUACACAAUGACUUCCUGCUCCGUAACCUGCGCUGUAUCGGUCAUACUUGCUACCGCGGAACUAAUGCUAGAGUCCGACCAGGAAAGGAGAGCGGUAGUGAGAGCUUUGAUCGAUCCUUGCUCAGAGGUUUCUUUGAUGGAGGAAAGCGUGGCUCAGAUUCUAAAUCUAAAGCGGGUACCUGAGAAAAUUCCGAUUAUUGGCGUCGGAAAGACGCAAACUUACACGAAUGGUAGGGUCUCUCUUCGUAUAUUUUCUCGUUUGGACCAAACUAUAUCUUAUCGCCUCACGGCAUACGUUCUUCCUAAACUACCAUCCUACCAAGCGGCGAAAUCUUCGUGUCCUUCCGUACUAGAUCAUUUGGAGGGACUAGAACUGGCCGACCCUGACUUUCUAUCUUCGAGACAUAUUGAUCUGAUUUUAGGAGCGGAUAUCUACGCUCAGAUAAUAAGAGCGGGUCUAAAACCACCUAACGGUCCUGUCGCUCAAGCCACCUCACUUGGGUGGAUUUUAACUGGGCCGUUAAGGCAAACUCACAACUUAAAUAACAAUACUAAUCUACCUAUCUCGUUGCAGUGUUCCAUGCGAGAAUCAGAUCUGGUUGAAACGCUUACUCGCUUUUGGAAAAUCGAGGAAAUUCCCGCAAAAUCUAAUCCGUUAACCGAGGAUUAA
Molecule: messenger RNA, 1221 nt
Organism: Osmia bicornis bicornis
Lineage: Eukaryota; Metazoa; Arthropoda; Insecta; Hymenoptera; Megachilidae
Exons: 1
Coding region: 1-1221 (406 amino acids)
Source: RefSeq, a predicted model, not a curated record